Molecule: messenger RNA, 1834 nt
Organism: Halichondria panicea
Lineage: Eukaryota; Metazoa; Porifera; Demospongiae; Suberitida; Halichondriidae
Product: copine-3-like
Exons: 13
Coding region: 57-1664 (535 amino acids)
Biological process (GO): cellular response to calcium ion
Cellular component (GO): plasma membrane
Molecular function (GO): calcium-dependent phospholipid binding
Source: RefSeq, a predicted model, not a curated record
AAAUAUUGAUUACUACCUAAUAGUUGACCUAGUAGCUCAUUUUAUAGCUCUAUAGAAUGGCAGCCUAUCCCCCAGCCGGUCGGUCAGUCCUUUCCACACAAGUGGAGCUCCAUAUCUCUUGUAAAGACCUGAGGAAAGCAGACGCUCUCUCCAAAUCAGACCCCCUGACAGCCGUGUACACCCUCUCCCCCACCAAAGCCUGGACUGAAUAUGCACGCACGGAGCUCAUCAAGAACAACCAGAGUCCACAGUUCACCAAGGCCAUUGAGAUUGAGUAUCGGUUUGAAGAGUUGCAGAAAUUGAAGUUCACCAUUUAUGAUUUAGACAAUGCCACCGUCUCCCUGGGUGACGAUGACUUCCUCGGAGAGAUUGAGUGCAGUCUGGGAGAGAUAGUGAGUACUGGGUCGUACACAAAGCCGCUGUGUGGGAAGGGAGGCAAAAAGGGUCAAGGAACGAUCACCAUUCGGGCUGAAGAGAUAUCUCAGAACCAGCAGCAAAUGGUGGAGCUCAGUUUCUCAGGGAAAGGCCUCGACAAGAAGGACUUCCUAGGAAAGUCUGACCCCUACCUGGAAUUUGAGAAGGGUAACCCUGAUGGCUCAUUCACCUCAGUCUACAAAACUAACUACAUCAAGAACACUCUGGACCCUCAUUGGCCGCCAUUCACUGUUAACUCACAGACACUGUGCAGCAGCGACUCCCAGCGUCCCAUCAGGGUGAAAUGCUUUGACUGGGAUGCAGACAGUAGCCACGAUUUGAUUGGUCAGUUUACUACAACACUUGCCGAGCUAACAGCCGAUGGUUCUGCCAAUCUGAGCUGGCCACUCAUUAACCCGUCCAAACAAGCCAAGAAGAAGAAGUACAGCAACUCUGGAACCGUCGUCCUCAACAAAAUCAAGAUUACUCCCUGCUACUCUUUCCUGGAUUAUAUAUUCGGUGGCUGUCAGAUAAACUUCACCGUGGGUGUAGACUUCACAGGCAGUAAUGGUGACCCGUCCCACCCCUCGUCCCUGCACUACAUUGACCCCGCCCAUCCCAACGAGUACACACAAGCACUCUUCUCUGUCGGCUCAAUCUGUCAGGAUUAUGACACAGACAAGUUGUUUCCUGCCUUUGGCUUUGGGGCAAAAAUUGGUGACAAAGUGUCCCAUGAGUUUCCUCUCAACGGGAACUGGGAGAACCCAUACUGCAUGGGGAUCCACGGAGUCAUCCAGGCUUAUCAUCAAGCCUUGACGACAGUGAAGCUGUAUGGACCUACCAAUGCCGCCCCUAUCAUUAACCAUGUGGCUCACUUCGCUGAAACAGCUGCACAGGACCCAAACAAUCAGCAAUACUUUAUCCUGCUCAUGAUCACGGACGGUGUUCUCUCAGACAUGCAGGAAACAAAGUGUGCUCUGAUCAACGCCUCUCGUCUACCUAUGUCCGUCAUCCUCGUAGGGGUGGGUGGAGCUGACUUUUCGGCCAUGAACGAGCUUGACUCGGACGAUAAAUUAUUGCGUGUGGCUGGUCUAGUGGCUGAGAGGGACAUCGUUCAAUUUGUUCCUUUCCGACAGUUUGCAGCGGCUAGCCCUGAGGCAAUGGCUGCAGUCGUAUUGGCGGAGAUCCCGGGACAGCUGACUGAGUACAUGAGGAAGAAGGGCAUCGAGCCGAGGGGGCGGCCACAAUGACUACAAUAGUCACCCGACUAAAAUGUAUUUUUGUAAAUUAGUAGAUUUUCCCCACAACUAGCCUGAUCAAAGUGUCUUAUAGUGACUAGUAUUUGUAGUAUUCGUGUUUCUAUUGAUUGUUUGUGUCUAGAAUCAUCCUACAAGUCACUUUCAGUAUGCCGCUUUUAGCA